Molecule: messenger RNA, 3108 nt
Organism: Trametes versicolor FP-101664 SS1
Lineage: Eukaryota; Fungi; Basidiomycota; Agaricomycetes; Polyporales; Polyporaceae
Exons: 11
Coding region: 1-3108 (1035 amino acids)
Biological process (GO): vesicle-mediated transport; intracellular protein transport; vacuole organization
Cellular component (GO): HOPS complex; endosome
Molecular function (GO): protein-macromolecule adaptor activity; protein binding
Source: RefSeq, a predicted model, not a curated record
AUGUCUCAGCCAACCUCCGCCAAUGCCGCCCCCGCAUGGAGGCAAUUCCCGUUCUUUGACGUAGUUCCCGUGAAGGACAUUCACGAUCUGGGAAGUGCCCCUGAAGUGUUUCAGAAAACCCCAGAAAUCUCUACCAUUGCGACGUCCUCGGCUGGCCUCGUGGUAGCGGACAUUCAUGGCAGCAUCUACCUCGUCAACCGCGACUUUGAGAUAGGGAAGAGCUGGAUUGCGCAUACGGGCGGGCGGGUCACCCAUAUGGCGGAGCGCAAGGGAAUCCUCAUCACGCUUGGGGAAGAGGACACGGCGCGCCACCCAUUCCUCAAGAUAUGGGACCUGCAGAAGUUCGACAAGAAGACGGGGGCGCCGCUCCUACUGCGUGCAGCGAAGGUACAGAGCGGUAAUCGCCCACAUCCGGUUUCUGCCAUUGCGCUUUCCGCGUCAUUGGCGUACCUUGCCAUCGGUCUGGGCGACGGAACAGUCAUUCUAUAUCGACAUCUCGACCAGUCGAUAUACUCCGCGUCAGGCUCGCUCAGCACGCUCCCCAAACCUCGCAUCAUUCACGAGUCGCCGACGGAACCUAUCACAGGCUUGGGAUUCCGCGAACCGACUGAAGAUAGCCCAAACGUGCACCUCUUCAUCGUCACGACGAACAGAGUGUUGUGCUACCAGGCUUCGGGGAAGGGUAGCGGAGGCACUCCGACCGUCGUAGACGAGAUCGGCGCGGGUCUUGGGUGUGCGACUAUGGAUUGGAAGGCGCGCGAGGUCGUCGUCGCGCGCGACGAGGCAAUAUAUCUGUGCGGCACGGAGAGUCGCGGCCCCUGUUAUGCAUACGAAGGCCCCAAGUCGAGCAUAUAUACCCACCGGAACUACAUCGUCAUUGUAUCGCCUCCCUUCACCCCCUCCGCAUCAGCAGCCUCUGCGACUGUUAGGAAUUUUGUCGCUAAGAGCGGUGGGCCGUCCGGCUCGGACAUCACCAAGCUCACGGUGUUCGACCCCGAGAAUCAGUAUGUCGCGCACUCGGGCACGUUCACGGAGGGCGUCCGCGAGGUAUUUUCUGCGUGGGGUGAACUGUACGCCCUGUCGAAUGAUGGCAAGCUGCUGUGUCUCGAGGAGAAACCGACUUCGGAGAAGCUCGACAUGCUGUAUCGGAAAGGAUUGUACACGCUCGCGCUAAACAUUGCAGAGACGCAGAAGUUGGAUGAGGCCCACAUCGCGGACAUUCACAAGCAAUACGGCGACCACCUCUAUACGAAGGGCGACUACGAUAACGCGAUGCAGCAGUACAUCCAGACGAUCCGCCAUGUACAGCCGAGCUAUGUCAUCCGCAAGUUCUUGGACGCCCAGCGGAUACACAAUCUCGUGACGUACCUGCAGGAGCUGCAUUCUCUCGGACUAGCAAACUCGGACCAUACGACGCUGCUUCUCAAUACCUACACGAAGCUAAAGGACGUCGCGCGCCUCGACAGCUUCAUCAAGCGCGAAUCGUUGCGCACGUCCUCUGAAGGUGGAAAGGACGAGUUGCCGUUCGAUCUCGAUACCGCCAUCCGCGUGUGUCGCCAGGCGGGAUACUUCGAGCAUGCCUCCUACUUGGCGAAGAAGUACGAGCGGCAUGAGGACUACCUACGGAUACAGAUUGAGGACGCGGGAAACUACAAGGAUGCGCUGACUUAUCUUCGCCGACUGGGUGCUGAAGCUGCGGAGAGCAACCUCGCGCGGUACGGGAGAGCGAUGCUGGACAACUUGCCAGACGAGACGACCGAUCUCUUGAUCGACAUCUGCACGAGUCUAACCCCACUCUCGAUUGAGGCAGACGAAGAAGAGGUUACUCCUGCCAAACAAUCUGGCGGCGGCACAUCAUACCUUUCCUAUCUGGCGCUUAACAGGGCGUCGGUAGCCGAGCCUAACACGCAGACCAACGGUACGAAGGCUCCAGAGCCCAUCGCCCGACAGGACUCCGUGCAUGAAGCCUCACAGACGUCGACGCCCCCACCGGCGACGCCUACCACUGCGACCGCCGCCAAACAGCUUGCAAGCAGUGUGAAGCGUCCGUCCCCGCGUCUGUACUUCGCACACUUCGUCGACCAUCCCCAACACUUUGUACGCUUCCUCGAGACCGUCUCGCGCAAGCGGUGGGGCCAGACCGUCGAGAACACGUCCGAGCCGCUCGCAGUCGAGGCCGACCCGGACGCAGACGCACAGGCGGAGGCUCGCGACCAAGCCGCGGUGUGGAACACCCUCUUCGAGCUGUACCUCGCGCAGCCCGGCGGCGGCGAUGCGAAGGCGCUCGCGGUGCUGCAGAACACGCGGCUGCCGUACGACCCGACGCACGCGCUGAUCCUGUGCUCGACGCGCGCGUACACGCCUGGGCUCGUGCUGCUGUGGGAGCGCAUGGGCAUGCAGGAGGACGUGUUGCGGUUCUUCAUGGACCGCGAGCUGGAGGGCGACGCGGACGCGAGUGCGGAGGUCGUCCGCCGCCUGGACCAGUAUGGGCCUGGGCGGCCGCAGCUGUACCCGCUGGUGCUGAGGUUCUUGACGAGCACCCCGGCGCUGCUUGCGAAGCAUAGGGAGGACGUGCGGCAGGUUUUGAAGGUGAUCGAUGAGGAGAAGUUGAUGCCUCCGGUUAGCGUUGUGCAGGUGUUGAGCAGGAACAGUGUCGCGAGCGUCGGGCUCGUGAAGGAGUGGCUGAUGUCGCGGAUCAAGAGCGCGCGGGAGGAGGUUGACACCGACCAGAAACUGAUCACAUCGUAUCGCACGGAGACGGAGGCGAAGCUGCGGCAGGUCGAGGAGCUCUCGGACCCAGACCACCCGCGCGUGUUCCACGUCACGCAGUGCUCGGCGUGCCAGGGCGGCCUCGACCUCCCCGCGGUGCACUUCAUGUGCAACCACAGCUACCACCAACGGUGUUUGCCGCAGAACGAAACGGAGUGCCCGAACUGCGCGCGCGAGCACGGGAUCAUCCGCGAAAUCCGGCGGAACAACGAGCGGCUUGCGGACCAGCACGAGCUGUUCUUGUCGGAGGUGCGCGAGGGCGGUUUAGACGCGUUGUCGACGGGGUUCAGUCGCGGAGUGUUGAAUCUGUCCAGGGUGGAGGAGGCGGGCAGUCUAUGA